UGAUGCGCACCUCAGUCACCUUGAGCAGGUAACUAUGUAUUCAGAGCCAACGUGAAUAAAAAUAGACGUAAGUGAUUAAUCCUAGCGAUGAAAACAGUUUGUUAUUUCAGGGUCGUCGCGCGCGCGUAAGGACCGCGGACAGCUCUACAGCGCGCGCCGCGUGUGAGAGGAAUGCGCCUUAUUGUCCCUCGCUUCAGAGCUCUGUGCGCCUUGUUCUCCACGGAGGAGAGACACUCGGUUUGUUCUAUCUGCACUCUCCUCGUCUGCGGAGUGGCUGCACUAAGCAGCGUUGAAGAGGAAGUGGAGGAAAAGUUGUCGCGGCGCGGACUUUGUGGUCAUAUAUGAAGAUCGGGACUGCGCGCAGACAUGCCCAUGCACCCAGUCACUUCCACUUUGAUGUACCGCGGGAUCUGCACCAUCCCGGACAUCCUCUCGUACGGGACACCGGUCAACCUACCUGAAGAUGAACUGGAGGAGAUUCGGGAAGCGUUUAAGGUGUUUGAUCGUGAUGGGAAUGGCUUCAUCUCUAAGCAGGAGCUGGGCAUGGCCAUGCGAUCUCUGGGCUACAUGCCCAAUGAAGUGGAGCUGGAGGUCAUCAUCCAGAGACUGGACAUGGACGGAGACGGCCAAGUGGACUUUGAGGAGUUUGUGACGCUCCUGGGGCCGAAGAUCUCCGCGGCUGGGAUGCCUGACAAGUUCAACGGCACAGACUUUGACUCUGUGUUCUGGAAGUGCGACAUGCAGAAGCUCACUGUGGACGAGCUGAAGCGUCUUCUUUACGAGACAUUCUGCGAUCACUUGACCAUGAAAGACAUCGAGACCAUCAUCAUGACGGAGGAGAACCACAUCGAGAACCCAGAGGACUGCCAAGUAGACAUCGACUCCGAGAGUCCAACGCAGCAGGUGAAACAGACGUGCGUCAGGAAGAGUUUGAUCUGCGCCUUCGCCAUCGCUUUCAUCAUCAGCGUCAUGCUCAUCGCCGCCAAUCAGGUGCUACGUAGCGGCAUGAAAUAACGAUGGCAUUCGAUCGCAAACCUGUGAACAUUCAACACCGACUGUAAACAACACUGUAAACAAAUCCCACGACCACAUGAAGACUAAGACCGACUAAUCUGCCUGACAGUGCUGUCAAUUUGUAAUUAAUUUAAUUGCAAAUUCAUAACAAGUGAACUGAAUGGAAUCUAUUAUACACAGACUGAAAACGGCUAAAAAAAAAGGAAAUAAGGAAAAAAAAUAUUAUUUGAUUGGAUCCACAUCCUGAUCAGGUCAUGUGACUUAAUAAACUCUAUUUUCUCAUUGGCCUUGAUGUCCAAGAUGCAUGGGAACCUCCAAUCCAGGACCCUCUUCCUCCUCCUCUUCCUCCUGCUUCAGUGCAUGAAGUGAUGAAGUGAUGCAUGGACUUCCAGUAGUCUUCUAGCAUCUGUCGUUUUAUCUGUACGCCGGUGGAGGAGUCGAGGACGUCAUCGAUAGCCUGGAAAUAUACCCUCUAUACAGCGUGUUGAUCCCUGUGCAUGACUACAAGGGCUGUUCAGGAUAUGCUCAUGUUGUAUAAUGUGUGUGUGUGUAUGUGUGUGUGUUAUGUGUUGUUUAUCAGUUUAUGUGUUAUCCUACCUGUUGCACUGAGCACAUUGUAGUAAUAUUUCACACUGCCAAAGGGGGGCGCAGCAGCCCUGAAGUGUUGUCAUGGCAACAUAUCGAGGUUACACAUUUACGGAACUGGGAACGAGAAGUUGACUACCCUUGAGAUUGAACAUAUUUAUAUGAUUAUCUUCUUCAAUAUCAGAUAUAUGUCCUGUUGUGUGUUUCCUCACGACGGCAAACGAUAGAACAGGUUCGUUUUCGGAUUUCAAUUGGAUUGGAAGUAGGUGGCAUCUAAUGUUAUGUCAAAUGGCAAUUAGCAAUAAUCUUAAAAUAGUUCCCAGAAAAAUUCUAGUAGCUUCUUUUCUGCUUUCUGGUCUUUUCUGGCACCUCUCUGGUCGGGGGAUUCAUUUCCAGCCUCUGCCGUUCACAGAGUCUGCAUUAUCUCACUGUGCUUCAGGGGUUUCCUCCUUCCCCAGUCCAAAGACACAUGUUGUAGACUGAUUGGCUCCUGUCCAGUGUGUCCACUGCUUUUGGUCUCGUGGGAUAGAAUUCAGGUUCCCUGUGACCUGUGUAAGAUAAACUGUACAGAAAGUGGAUGGAUGGAUGGAUGGAUAGAUGGAUCACCAUUCCAUAUAAGAAACGAAAUAAGAAAUAUAAACCUGUGAUUUAUAAUUCGCCCAAAGUCUCAAAAAAAGAGAAACAUAUGACAUACACGGACUACGAAAGAAGCAAGCGGACGGUUGUUUAAAAGACUAAAAGAACGAACACUUUCCCAAAAUAACAUAAAGGAACGAUAAAAGAUUGGGUCAAACUCAGGACUUCAAGGUGAACAGCAAUAUGUCUGAUUUGAUCAAAACACGAAAGCAGCAGGAUAUAGAUUGCUUGAAGAGUCAGAACAGCUUCACACUCUCACACACACACACACACACACACACACACACACACACACACACACACACACACACACACACACACACAUACGCACACACACACA
Tachysurus fulvidraco (yellow catfish) is the source of this 2575-nucleotide messenger RNA. It is a transcript of the gene cabp7a, whose product is annotated as calcium-binding protein 7. Gene Ontology annotation, molecular function: calcium ion binding. Bases 367 to 1014 code for a protein of 215 amino acids. The record is from RefSeq and is a predicted model, not a curated record. Lineage: Eukaryota; Metazoa; Chordata; Actinopteri; Siluriformes; Bagridae. The transcript is spliced from 5 exons.